AUGGCCACGUGGCCGGACUUGUUGAAGAAGGUCGAAGAUCCGAGCCCGGGCGAGGCUGUGGUGGCGACAACAAUUUCUUGGUUCACAGACAAGCUGAAUGUAGCUUUUCCGGGACUGGCUGAAGGAGACACAGGACAGCUGAUUGAAGACAAGCUUCCCAAGGAAUUGCCAGUUCAGGCGUGCGUCAUCCGUCGUGUGCUUAGGGCGGUCAAGGCGGUGGCUCAGGCUCGCCGUGUGCAGCAAGGCAGUGGUGCAGCCUCCAGCGCCCAAUCCCUUUCCAAGUUGCUAGUUCCAGGCAAGGUGGCAGAUGUGGCAGUCGGCACGGAUCUGUCAGUUGGAAACUCUGCGGAUGGCGUGGAGAAGCUACUUCUGGUGCGGGGAGUCCGCUUGUUGAUGUUCAAGCACUUCAAGGUGAUGUGGCGAUCCUUGGUGGCAAUACACGUCAGAGGAAUACUCUCAGCUGUUCCGGAGUCUGGACAGAGCUUCAUUUGCUCUUGUAGUCUGACAGACUUUCAGAACUUAGGAUUGGUGCAUGGAUUGAUCUCGGCGGGUCAGACGAUCAUCUCCACCACCGUGCUGAUCCUCGUGAAUGCCAUGGAAUCUGCUGUUCAAGAGGCUGAGGAAGAACGGAGCUCAUUGAAGUGCAAAGUCAAGGAGGCGAUACCUGAAUUGCUGAAGAUUUUUGUGAAGAUCGAUAAAGAUGAGAGUGGUAUCAUCUCUCGUGAUGAAAUGGCGUCGGUGCAUGAGAAUGUGUUGCCUCGGCGGUUGAUGGACUCUGCCUGUGUGGGAUCCAUCCUGGACUUCUUUGACUUUUUGGACGUGGAUGAGAAAGGAGAGCUGCUUGCUGUGCAGAGCUGCUCUGUGCUUUUUACUUUUGGACGCAGCGCAGAGUCGGAACCGCAAUAGUCUUUUCUGGGGUGAGAAGUGUGAGGUGUUGGUGGAGGAACUUUGUGGUGACCAAACACACACACACACACACCUGCUGGCUCAAGGAUAUGCGUAACAGUGGACGUAGUGCUGACAGGGCGUAAUGCUGACAUGCCAUAAUGCAACGUAUAUCAUGCUGGCAUGUUGUCAUGCUGACAUUUUUCAUUUUCAUAGUGUCAGGCUGCCAUGCUUGUAUGGUUUGCGCUGUCAUGUCGACAUUCCAACAUGUUGUCAAUCUGUCAUGCUAACUUGCAAAGACGGGGUCAUGCUGACGUGCCGUUUUUGCUGACAUGCAAACAUGUUGUUGUUACAACACCUUACUGAGGUGUUGUCAUGCCGAUAUGUUGACAUGGUGUGCCAUCCGAGGAAACGUAAUAAAGGCCCAACAAACAUUUCCAACAGCUGGGCAUUAAUCCGCCUAGUAAGCAUUGGCAGCCCUCACUCGAACUUUCUGAUAUGUAAAUAUGCCACGGCUUCUUUUGGCUACGCCAACGCCCUGCAUUAUAUGACUGAAGUCAGUGCGGGGUACGGCUGGGAAAAAAGUAAGCAUUGGCAGCAUCGCGCUCGCCAAAAGUUGCUGUGUCUUUACCGGACAAAGCUGGUUCGAAACAUGUGACCCUAUUCAAUGCGACAAGCAUGCAUCACACAAUCGGAAAUAUAAUGUUGGCAUAACGCAUGUGCCCAAAUAUGUGCAAGCACGACAUGGCCACAACAAGCAAGAAGCAGGCAACCCACUCUGGAGCCUGAGAGCAUGUCAGCGAGACAGCAUGACCCAACAUCAGUAUCUCAGCGUGACAACGUGUCAGCAUGUCAGUGUUGCCCAUAUCAGCAUGAGAACUUGUCAUCAUGAUGUCCGUGAGGAACGUGGUUCCUUGAUCUUUGUAGCAAAGGUGGCGCAACUAGUUCGAGCUGUCAGGAUUCCCUCCUGUUUUUUGGACAAGGUGAAACACUUGGUUCAGGAAUGCUACCGCAGGGAGGUUUGUGGGGCACUAUUUUUGUAAAGAAUGCGUUUUGAAGAGAUCCGCAGAUGAGACACCUGUGCCCAUCAGAACUUGGGGAAGAGAAGGGGAAUACGUUCUGCAUGUGUUGCAGUUUCAAAGGCAGGAGUGGAGUAAGAGAGUUGCGAAGCUUUUUGCAUCAUUGCAAUGAGGUUGACACAGGAAGAGUUUGUGGAAGGAUUGCUGAAUCUAUGCCUGCUGGAAAUGCCAAUCCACGCUAUUCAGACUCUGAAACUGCUGCACCUGACCGUGAACAUUUGCAGAAAAAUUGACCAAAACUUGGAGGUGCUUCGAGCUCGCACUUUGGGCAGUAUUCCUGACAAGGGCACCAAUGGCGAUGUGUGCUCUCCUGGCCUCCUUUGGCCUCAGGAGUCCUAAGGCCCUAAGGCACAGCACAUAAUUCCGGCUGCUAAAAAUGUGGGAACCACAUAGUGCUGAGUGUUGGAGUGUUGGCACGUGAUAUCUUUUUGUGGAAACUGGACUCGUAAGACUGCUGAGACCC
Messenger RNA from Durusdinium trenchii, 2427 nucleotides. Lineage: Eukaryota; Dinophyceae; Suessiales; Symbiodiniaceae. The record is from the annotation of a GenBank genome assembly.